This is a messenger RNA of Saccostrea echinata, 1121 nucleotides long. RefSeq names its product tRNA (adenine(58)-N(1))-methyltransferase catalytic subunit TRMT61A-like. NCBI's taxonomy places the organism in Eukaryota, Metazoa, Mollusca, Bivalvia, Ostreida, Ostreidae. The transcript is spliced from 3 exons. The record is from RefSeq and is a predicted model, not a curated record. Gene Ontology annotation, cellular component: tRNA (m1A) methyltransferase complex; nucleus. Gene Ontology annotation, biological process: tRNA methylation. The coding region runs from base 39 to 1073 and encodes 344 amino acids.
CCGAUUGCGAUAUCCGGUGUUGGUGUUGAGUUGGAAGCAUGAGUUUCCUAAAAUAUCACGAAAGAGUCCAAGAAGAUGACACUGUCAUACUCUACCUUGGAUAUGAAAAUAUGCAUGCUAUCAAGAUUAAACGUGGUGCAGUUUUUCAAACGAAAUAUGGGGCGCUAAGGCACAGUGACAUUAUAGGGACCAUCUAUGGCAGCCGAGUGCAUUGUCCCAAGGGAUAUCUCUAUGUAUUAUAUCCAACCCCAGAGUUGUGGACCUCAAACUUACCUCAUAGAACUCAGAUUCUAUACUCAACAGAUAUUAGUGUGGUUUCUUUCCAACUAGACCUCAAACCUGGAGCAGUUGUUGUUGAAUCAGGCACAGGAAGCGCAUCCCUAUCUCAUGCCAUCAUCAGGUCCAUCCUGCCAAACGGCCAUCUCUAUACAUUUGAGUUUCACAAAGAAAGAGCACAGAAAGCAGAAGAGGAGUUUAAGGAUCAUGGUCUCUCUGAAUUCGUCACAGUGACACAUAAAGAUGUCUGUCAGUUUGGCUUUGAUCUGGAGGAUGUUGCAGAUGCUGUAUUUCUAGAUUUACCCGUUCCAUGGGAUGCUCUACCGAGUGCCAAAAAAGCUUUGAGGAAACAAGGUGGAAGAAUUUGCUCCUUCUCCCCCUGUAUAGAACAAGUCCAAAAGACCUGUGCUUGCCUAGAUGAGUUAGGAUUCGAGGAAAUUUCAACAAUGGAGUGUCUUGUAAGGAAUUAUGAUGUGAGAACGAUAAACCUGCCUAACCCAGAAUUUUCUAAAGAAAAGUCACAGCCUAACGAUAGCAAAAAAAUGGAACAAGAGGAUAUGGACACAGAUUCACCAGAGGGAGAAAACUCUGUAGUGUGUGAGAAAUCCGGUGACACUAAUAGCAAAACAUGUGACCCAAAAGAUAAAAGUCAGUUUGGGGAUGUGUUGGACAUGCCAUCUUGGGAUUACAUUGGGAAAAAAACGGUUGCGAACUUUACAUUCAAGUCUGGAAUUUCAUUAGGGAGAAUGCCAGGUCAUACUGGAUAUUUAACUUUUGCCACACUCUAUCCAUUAUAACAACAAAUAAGUCAUUCGGAAUAAAAUCAUUACGGUAGUUCAUUAAAA